GCGCAAUUCUUCGCGUGAAUGUUCGAUGAAUGCAUGAGACGAUAUAUAAAUCGCGAUAAAGAGACGCACCGCACCAGUAGCUAAAGUGCAUCAGAACAGUCAUUGGAAAUUUUGCAAGUGUGUGUUAGCAAUAUGGAGGAGCAAAUUUUGCGAGAGCAAUCCGCUUUGCUUGAUUCAAAAGACUACAUUGAGUGGAAGCAACUAUGCGACAAGUACAUCGAGUUGCUGGAAGAGCUAAUCAAACGACCGCAAUUAUCGAUUGGAAAUCGACACUCACUGAGUGCUCGGAUCGCGUGCCUCAAAGAGUUGAAAAAUUCGGUACGUAGACGUUUCGCGGGUGCCGGAUGUAGCGCGCGUCAAAAUGGACUUGUAUGGCGCGAAAUUGAUACGGCGUUCGAGAGUCGCGUAUCGACUGGUGCGGUGAUAAACUAUAAUCACAUUGAACCGCGCCAAUUUCUCGAUGACGCCAAAGACAUUGUAAUAGAACAUGUGCAGGACGUUAUGAAGAAACAUUAUAAUGUGAAAGUGAACACUAUAUUUAACGGUGAAUUUGUGACUGGAGAUAAACGCGCCAAUGAAAGUGUGGAUACGAGAAACUAUGAACUCUUUCGCACAUCCGAUUUACGCGAGUGGUACGAACGGCGCGUCAUCGAGACCACUCUAGCGUCUCUGGAAGAGUUUCAGGAACGCGAUAGCGGGUGGGCUUUGUCGCGAAUACUGAACUUGACCGUAAAUAUUAACAAGUACAAUCCUUUGCGCGUGGGAUGUCACAUUGAAUUGCCGCGGGAGAUUAUGAUGAAAAGAGCGGUGAUUAACGUACAAUCUGAAGACAAUGCGUGUUUCGCGUGGGCAGUGGUCGCCGCACUAUAUCCCGCCGAAAGGAACGCGAAACGGAAAUCAUCAUACCCGAAUUACGAGACAGUGCUGAAUCUCCAGGACAUUGAGUUUCCAGUGACUCUGAAUCAGAUUAAGAAAUUUGAACAUGCAAAUGACAUUUCUAUAAAUGUGUACAGCAUCGAAGACAAGAACAUUAUUGUCCCGCUACAACCUUCACAGCAGAAGCGGGACAAGCAUGUGAAUCUACUGUACAUUGAAGACAACAACAGCGUAGGACACUUCGCUUGGAUCAAGAAUUUAUCCCGGCUCCUGAGCUCGCAAUUGAGCAAACACAAUGGUCAAAUAUAUAUCUGCGACCGAUGUCUACAUUAUUUUUAUUCAGACGCCAAGUUGCAGUCGCAUACGGUCAACUGCGGAAAGAUGAACGACUGCACUGUCCGAUUGCCGAGCCAUAAGGACAAGUGGCUAUCGUUCAACAACUUUAAUUGGAAGAAGCGGCUUCCAUUCAUCGUGUACGCCGACUUGAAAUGCGUUCUGGCCAAGACGGAAGAAGAACAAUUGUACCAACAUCAUCAAGUAUUUAGUAUAGCUUAUUAUGUACAUUGUUCGUUCGACGAAUCAUUAUCAGCGUAUUAUUCACAUCGUAGCGUCAAUUGUAUAGCAUUGUUCGCAGCAGACCUCAAAAAUUUAGCAAUUCGCGUUAACAAUAUUUUAAAAACAAAUGUUCCCAUAAAUUUAACAUCCGAUGAGUCGGAGAAAUUCCGUAACGCCACUCAAUGUCAUAUAUGCGAAAAACCGUUCGCGCAAGACGAUAAACUAUGUUUUAUUAUUUUGUACGACAAUUGUAUCGACAACGGGCAACCCACCGGAGGAAACUCGACAAGGAAAAGACAUCGAGGAAGAUCCAGCCAAGGAAAAUCAGAAACGAAGCACCCGGCAAUAGCCGACAGCGGAAAGACGAUAAAUGAGACCCGGAAAGUAGCUUCCCCGGAUGUCGCUCCUCCUACGAUCAAGAGGAUGAGGGUCUGCUCACCCCUGAUCCCUACGGGGAAGGACGACAGCAAGAUCUUCAUCGGACCCGUUAUUAGGCCCGCAAUAACCUAA
Molecule: messenger RNA, 1941 nt
Organism: Camponotus floridanus (Florida carpenter ant)
Lineage: Eukaryota; Metazoa; Arthropoda; Insecta; Hymenoptera; Formicidae
Exons: 4
Coding region: 133-1941 (602 amino acids)
Source: RefSeq, a predicted model, not a curated record